Alosa sapidissima (American shad) is the source of this 3979-nucleotide messenger RNA. It is a transcript of the gene usp48, whose product is annotated as ubiquitin specific peptidase 48. The record is from RefSeq and is a predicted model, not a curated record. NCBI's taxonomy places the organism in Eukaryota, Metazoa, Chordata, Actinopteri, Clupeiformes, Clupeidae. The transcript has 29 exons. Gene Ontology annotation, cellular component: nucleus; cytosol. Gene Ontology annotation, molecular function: protein binding; cysteine-type endopeptidase activity; cysteine-type deubiquitinase activity. Bases 90 to 3365 code for a protein of 1091 amino acids. Gene Ontology annotation, biological process: protein deubiquitination.
AACUGCAGAAACUGGAGCAAAGCUCCUUCUCUGAAGGGAGGAAAGUACUCAUAUCGCAACUGACGCAAGGGCGCUAAAUACGAACUGGAAUGAAAUGUCAUCACAAGUGCAUUACAUCUAACGUUAACGGUAUUAUCGGAAAUGUAACAUCGAGGAUGGCUCCUCGGGUACAGCUAGAGAAAGCCGCUUGGCAGUGGGUUGAGACGGUGAAACCAGAAGAUAUUAAAAACGAACAUAUCGAACAAGCUUAUCGAAUCGCUCUCUCAGCAUGCAAAAGAGGAACAUGCAGGAGGAAUUGCAAGGGGAACCCAAAUUGCUUAAUUGGGAUUGGAGAACAUCUCUGGUUGGGGGACAUUGACGAGAACACCUUCCAUAACAUUGAUGAUCCCAGCUCAGAACGACGAGACAAGAAUACAUUUGUGGGUUUAACAAACCUGGGUGCCACCUGCUACGUUAACACCUUCCUCCAAGUUUGGUUCCACAACUUGGAGCUCCGUCGGACCUUAUAUCUCUGCCAGAAUUCCUGGGUUGAUGGACAGAACAUAGACUCAGAGGAUGAGCCGGAGACGAUAUGUGAACAUCUCCAGUACUUGUUUGCAUUGCUGCAGAACAGCAGCAGAAGAUCCAUCGAUCCAUCGGGGCUUGUGAAAGCUUUAGGACUUAACACGGGACAACAGCAGGAUGCACAAGAAUUCUCCAAGCUAUUCCUCUCCCUCCUGGAAGACAUCCUCUCAAAACAGAAGAACCCAAGCCUCCAGAAUGUCAUUCAGCAGCAGUUCAGUGGAAUGAUUUCCUAUGUCACAGUAUGUGACCAGUGUGGUCGGUCAUCUUCCCUACCCUCCCGAUUCUACGAAUUGGAACUUAAUAUUCAAGGACACAAAAAUCUCACAGAGUGUCUCACAGAGUUCUUAAAGGAGGAGAAGCUUGAUGGAGAUAAUUGCUACUUCUGUGAGAACUGCCAGAGUAAACAGAGUGCUACACGUCACAUUAAACUCCAAAGUUUGCCUCGAACCCUUAACCUACAACUCAUGCGUUUUGUCUUCGACAGGAAAACGGGUCAUAAAAAGAAGCUGAACACCUUCAUUAAUUUCCCAGAGAUCCUGGAUAUGGGACCAUUUCUGGAAAGGAAAGAGGACAAGUGUGUUUUUGAGCUGAGUGCCGUACUUAUCCAUCGAGGCAUCAGUGCAUAUUCAGGUCACUACAUUGCUCAUGUACAAGAUGCUCUCUCCAACGACUGGUACAAGUUCAAUGAUGAGGAGAUUGAGAAAAUGGAGGGCAAGAAACUGCAGCUGGGACUUGAAGAGGACAUUGCGGAAACUGUCAAAAUAUCCCAGACCCGGAAACCCAAAUGUGGCAGAGGAGACCACUGCUCUCGAAAUGCCUACAUGCUAGUAUACAAACGGCAAGCAGAACAAGAGGACAGGAAUGAGACCAUUGUAGAGGUGCCAGGAUUUCUUCAGAAACUUGUCGAAAAGGACAAUCGGAAGUUUGAGGAAUGGUGCAAUGAGAUGGCUGAGAUGAGAAAACAGAGUGUAGACAAGGGCAAAGCCAAACACGAGGAGGUGAAGGAGCUCUACAAGUUGUUGCCUGCAGAAGACGGCCAGCCCUAUGAGUUUGUGCCAUUGGACUGGUUGAAGAAAUGGCUUGAUGACUCAGUCACCACUAAGGCAAUUGAAAAUGGCCAAUUCCUGUGCUCUCAUGGGAAGCUUCACCCUGAUAAAAUCGGCGAGGCCAAACGGAUCUCCUUCAAAGCAGCCAGCCUCCUUUUUAGCCGAUAUGGAGGAGGCCCCAGACUAGACAGUUCAUCCCUGUGUAGAGAGUGUGUCAUGCAGCGCUGCCAAGUUCUGCGGUUGAAGAAUCAGCUAACAGAGGACUACAAGGAGAUGUCCAACCUCAUCAAAGCACCACCACCAAGUGGUAAAGGGUUUUGGGUAGGCAAACUGUCUCUACGCAUCUGGAAGCAGCUGGCAUUCGAGCAGAUGGAAGAGGAUGAGGAGCAUACUAAGCAUGGUGACCACAAGACCAAUGGUGAUCGCUCCAACAUCAUUGUGAGCAAAGAUUUUAAUGGCAUUCAUCAAGUUUAUGAGAAAGUCCAUGCUCCACUUUUCUGCAACAGCAAAAGUGCAAAGACGACAGACAGAGAAGACAUGGAUACUGAGGGCAUGAAGACCAUCAAUGAAGACAUCCUCUGUCCUCAUGGGGGCCUCAGUAUCCUGGCGAGUGAGAGGAGGCUGGUGUCUGUGGAGGUGUGGGACAAACUGAAGGUGUACUUCCCCAAAGCACCUGAGUUCAUCUAUCAGCAAGAACCCUGUCAGCAUUGUCUGAGGCUGGAGCGGGAGGACAGACAAAAUGAGGAGCUGAACAAAAUGAUGGCCAAUGAGCAGAAGAGUGCUCUACUCAACUUAUUCCAGGAGAAAAAUAGACCAACACUGCAGAAAUGGCCUGAAGACGUGGAUGUUUUAUACAUUGUUCCACCAUUCUUUGUGGAUGAAUGGAGGAAGUUUAUCAGGAGACCUGCCAAAAUCACACCUGUGUCAAGUGUGAGCAAUAGCAUCCUGCUCUGUCCUCAUGGUGGCUUCAUGUUUACCUACGAGUCCUUGCUAAUAGGAGAUGCUGAGCAUAUAGCUCUCCUCUGGCCGAAUGAGUGGGAGGUGAUCAGGACCCAUUUCCUUGUGGACCAGCCUAUUUCUAUAAGCAGGAUAAAGCCAGAACAUGGUAUCAAUGACACGGUUGAAUAUCACACGCGACCAGAUUUGUGUCAGGAGUGUCGAGAAGGCUUCAUGUUCCAACAGCAGAGAGACAUGAGAGAGUACACUCAGGCUACAGUCUAUGUGCGCAAAGUCAUCAACAACAAAAGGGCAUUGAAGGAUGAUGCCCCAUCCCUUAAUAUCAGUGGUUCAGAAGCAGAAGAAGAUACGGAAGCCAAAGUUGACGGAGAGAAAGACCCAGAUUUUAGCCAGUUGGAAAAUGGUGCCAAGCGGAAAAAGAUGGACAGCAGUGGUAUUGGUUCUGCGGUGCAUUCAGUAGCCAGGGCACCCUCUGACAAAGGCAUCCGCAGGAGCACGCGUCAUCACAAGCUUCGAGGAGAGAAAGCCCUCAUUGUCUCUGCCAACCAAACACUCAAGGAGCUCAAAAUACAGAUCAUGCAUGCCUUUUCUGUUGCUCCAUUUGACCAAAACCUGUCCAUAGAUGGCCGCAGCCUUACUGAUGACUCUGCUACUCUGGGUAGCCUAGGGGUGAUACCAGACAGCAUCAUCUGCCUGAAGGCUGAUGAACCCUUAGCAGAUUAUUCAGCGAUAGAUGAUGUUUACCAAGUGUGUUUGCCUGAGGAGGGAUUUAAAGGCACAGGGCUCCUGGGACACUGAAAAAAAAACAUCAGAUUCUGGAUUCAUGUUCAUGUCUUGAUAAAAAUUAGAAUAUUUCCAAGAUUGGAUGAUAGGGUAAUUUCUAAGAUGGGAAUUUCGAUUUUAUGUUUUUUAUUAUUUUUCAUCAUUGUCAUUGAACUUUGACUGUAAUGCCAGUUCUACAGAUGUGUCUUUCAUUGAGUGAACAGAGAAAUUUGUUUUGCUUUUGUAAGACUAAAGUUGUUUUGCAAAGACAUGCAAUUGUCUCCAUGAGUGAUAUGUGAAAUCUGACAAUAGCAAUCCCUAUCUUUUCACUUGAAGGAAAGGGUUUUGUGGGGAAAUUACAUGUUGUCUUCUAAUUAUCUUCUUAAGGUGACACAUAUGUUCUCUCCAUCUUGAUGAGUGAGAUAUGUUGAAGCAUCCAUGAGAAACUUAAAUAAUGAAAAUGACCUUUCCUUGUAUGCCUAAGAUUCACCAGUGUAUGGAUGUGGGAGUUACAUGCACUAUGAGUAAGAACUUGAAUGGUGUUAAAAGUGUUUUUGAAACAAUUUACCUGCAAUCUUGAACAGAGUGCAGAAGUUGGUGUGUAGCUUUCUUUAUGAUCUUUCUUAUAAGCAAUAAAAUUAUUCUUCCCU